Amborella trichopoda is the source of this 883-nucleotide messenger RNA. The record is from RefSeq and is a predicted model, not a curated record. Lineage: Eukaryota; Viridiplantae; Streptophyta; Magnoliopsida; Amborellales; Amborellaceae.
AUGAAACUCUUUGUUCUUUGUCCACACAGUUGUCUAAAAUUUUGCACUGGUGGUUCUAGUGAGAGUAUUCAAAAGAGAGAACUGUACUUCAAUAACGUCUGUGCUUCCAGAAGCUUUCAAGUAUACAUCUGCAUCACAGUCACUGAUUUGCCUCCUGAUGCUCUUACUGUAGACUUCGUGGCCACACCAAAGCAGAUCAGAGAGCCGAUGAACGUUGAUGGCUUGACAAAUGAUGAGGUGAACAGGCAUUUGCAGGCGGAUGAAGUGGCAAAUGAUGAAGUGAAAAGCCAUUUGCACAUUGAUGGUUUCCACAGUGGCCACACCAUUUACAGUCUGGUUCUCCUCAAGGUCCACUUCAAUAUCUAGGAAAAGCUUGAACAUCUGUUAAUGGAGAUAGCGGUGGAGAAGAAGAUGGUUUAUCUGAUGAAGAAGCCAAUUAACUCAAAACAAAAAAAUUAUCAAAUAAUGACAUAAAGAAACUGAGGAGUUGGUGACCCAUAGAGGGUUAUCAACAUAUCCCCAGGGGUGCUUGGGCUCAGUCAAUAGUUGAAAGAGCUUGGGCAGAGAGAUUUUGCAUACUUACAGUUCUCUCUCUUAUUUUGUUGUUUCUUUUACUAUUUUUUAUGUAUGAGGUUUUAUGUAAACAUCCACCGAGUGUAUCUAAGGAGCAUGGGUUUUAACUGUCCAUAGAACCUUUCCUGGUCUUCUUUCUCUGUAAUAUCAUUUGUUUUUUUGUAAAUUUUCCAUUGGUACAUCAGAGGAAUGUUACCUUUUUAUGUUUAUGAUACAUGGAGAAAUGGGUGGCCUAUACAUCCAAAGUCCACUUUCUAUGGCAUAUUUGUUACUCUCUUUGCUUUCUUGUUGGCAUCAAACAUUCUUUUCU